Ochlerotatus camptorhynchus is the source of this 5073-nucleotide messenger RNA. Its product is annotated as DNA topoisomerase 1-like. Gene Ontology annotation, molecular function: DNA topoisomerase type I (single strand cut, ATP-independent) activity; DNA binding. Lineage: Eukaryota; Metazoa; Arthropoda; Insecta; Diptera; Culicidae. Bases 408 to 3482 code for a protein of 1024 amino acids. The transcript has 9 exons. The record is from RefSeq and is a predicted model, not a curated record. Gene Ontology annotation, cellular component: chromosome; nucleolus. Gene Ontology annotation, biological process: DNA topological change; chromosome segregation; DNA replication.
UCGUCUCGACGGACUUGGCUGCUGGCUGUGCUCUGCUUUGCCGUCGUUCGUCCCGUGCUUUUAUCGUGUGUAAAUCGCGGAAGAAGUCUGCAUUUUGCAUCCAUUUUCAGUGUUACCCAAGUGCAAUUUAAGCGUUAAUCUACGUACGAUACACCGAAGUAGGGUGUAUCGGAGGAAUCAGUGUAAUUCGGUGGUAUUUUGUGUGGACAAACUCGCGUGUUUUGUAGGACAGAACACACCACCGCAGUGCUUUUUGACGUCGACAUCGCCGUCCGAUAAAGAGGCGAGCACUGUGUGAUUCUCUUGGACUUGUAAAAAUUUCUGCUGCUUUCAUUCCGUGUUGGUCUUGUGUUCGGACCGCGGGCAGAAUUUUCUUAUUUCGGUGGUGAAACUCUCGGUUCCGGACGAUGAGCGUCGAAGCGGAAACGGCCAAUUCGCAGGAGGAUUCCGCCAAAUCGGUGAACGGGUCCAACCUGCAGAAUGGAGUAAGCAACGGCCAUUCCGAGGGUUCCGGUGGCGGUGGUGGUGCGGCUGGUGGCACCAGUGAUGAUCGCCACAAGAGUCACAAAAGCUCCAGCAAGGACAAACACCGGGACAAGGAUCGGAGCCGCUCGGAUCGCGACAAGGACAAGGAACGAUCGAAGGAUAAAGAUCGCGAUCGGGACAAGCACAAGAGCAGCUCGUCCUCGUCAAAGGACAAGGAUCGCGACAAGGACAAGUCCAGCAGCAGUAGCAGCAAGAACAAGGAUCGCGACCGUCACAGCAGUUCGCACAAGAGCUCAAAAAGUGACAAGGAUCGCGACAAGGACAAGGAACGCUCGAAGGAUAAGGACAAGGACAAGGACCGGUCAAGGGACAAGGACAGGGAGCGGGAGAAGGAUAAGGAACGAUCCAAGGACAAGGAUCGCGAGAAGGACAGGAAGGAUCGCGACAAGGAGAAGUCCAGCAGCGGCAGCAGCAGUAAGGACAAGGAUCGCGACAAGCACAAGAGCAGUUCUUCGUCGUCCCGCGACAAGGACAGGGAUCGCGAGAAAGAUAAGCAUAAGAGCAGUAGCAGUAGCAGCAAGGAUAAAGACAAACAUUCCAGCAGCAGUAGCAGCAAGGACAAAGACAAGGAUCGAAAGGAUCGCGAUCGCAGCGACAAACAUUCGUCGUCGAAGGAUAAGGAUCGCGAGAAAAAAGAAAAGGUGAAAGAGGAACCUGUAGAGCUGAAGCAGGAAGUGCCGGAGGUGAAGCAAGAGGAACCGGCAACGUUUUUCAACGGCACCGCUAGCAAUGAGUCAUCGCAGGAUGUAUCAGUGUAUAAACCAGAGGAUCCUCUAUGCAUAUCCCAGGCUAGCUCGUGCGAUUAUUCUAUGUCUCAAUUCCGUCAGGAUGAGACACAGUUCGUCAUCAAAGAGGAAGCCUCCGAUCCAGAUCGCGAAGAAGAGGAACCAGCAGAGCGCGAGGAACAGCCAAGCCAACUGGAAGUCAAGCUUGAAUCGGAUUCCGAAGAUGAUGUUCCGCUGUCCAAGCGCAAGAAGAAGGACGACGAUGACAACUUUGAUGCCGGUAACAAGAAGAAGAAGAUAAAGACCGAGAAGAAGGACAAGAAGGAUAAGAAAAAGAAGAAGCGCGCAUACGAAUCCGAAGCGGAGGAACCCGAGGAGGAGCAGGAAGAGUACGAAGACGUGGUUGCUCCGAAGAAGAAGCAGGCAAAGAAAGUCAAAAAGGAGUCCAAGACCAAGGUCAAGACCGUGGUGAAGCAAGAGCCUGUCUCCAGUCCCCAGAAGGGUCGCAAGAAGAAGGUGGAAGAGGUGGAGGAAGUCUGGAAAUGGUGGGAGGAGGAAAAGCGCGAAGAUGGUGUCAAGUGGAACAAACUGGAGCACAAGGGCCCGGUUUUUGCACCACCGUACGAGCCCCUGCCGGACCACAUCAAGUUCGAGUACGACGGCAAGGUAAUGAAGCUGUCGCAGGAUGCGGAGGAGAUUGCCGGUUUCUACGCCCGCAUGUUGGAGCAUGAGUACACCUCGAAGGAUAUAUUCAAUGACAACUUCUUCAAAGACUGGCGCAAGUCGAUGACCUCGGCCGAGCGCGAUAAGAUCAAGGAUCUCAAAAAAUGCAACUUCCGGUACAUGUAUAGACACUUUUCCGAAAUUUCCGAACAGAACCGGAACCGUACCAAGGAACAGAAGCUGAAAAUCAAGGAAGAGAACGAAGCACUGAUGAAGGAAUACGGCACGUGUAUCAUCGAUGGGCACAAGGAGAAGAUCGCCAACUUCCGCAUUGAACCUCCGGGUUUGUUCCGUGGCCGUGGUGAGCAUCCGAAGAUGGGUAUGGUGAAGAGGCGUGUAAUGCCCGGGGAUGUGAUCAUCAACUGCUCGAAGGAAAGUACGUUUCCAAAGGCACCGGAUGGAAAUCGCUGGAAAGAGGUCCGUCAUGAUAAUACGGUCUCGUGGUUGGCGUCCUGGACGGAGAACGUUCAAGGUCAGGUCAAGUAUGUCAUGUUGAAUCCCAGCUCAAAGUUGAAGGGCGAGAAGGAUUGGCAAAAGUACGAAACCGCUCGACGACUCCUGAAGCACAUCGACAAAAUCCGAGACACCUACCGCGAGGAAUGGAAGAGCAAAGAGAUGAGAAUACGACAGCGCGCCGUGGCUAUGUACUUCAUCGAUAAGCUCGCGCUGAGAGCGGGUAACGAAAAGGACGAAGAUCAAGCCGAUACCGUCGGUUGCUGUUCGCUCCGCGUGGAACACAUCGAGCUGCACAAGGAACUCAACGGUAAAGAGAACGUGGUGGCGUUCGAUUUCCUCGGUAAGGAUUCCAUUCGGUACUAUAACGAGGUGGAGGUCGAGAAGCGAGUCUUUAAAAAUCUGGAACUGUUUAAGGAGAACAAGAAACCGGGCGACGAUCUGUUCGAUCGGUUAAACACCUCCGUACUGAACGAGCAUUUGCGAGAACUGAUGGAAGGACUGACCGCCAAGGUAUUCCGUACGUUCAACGCGUCAUUCACGCUGCAAAAUCAGCUGGCCGAGCUGACCGAUCCGGACAUGACCGUGCCGGAGAUGCUGCUAGCGUAUAACCGAGCGAACCGUGCCGUCGCCAUUCUCUGUAACCAUCAACGGGCCGUACCGAAGACGCACGAGAAGAGCAUGAGCAAUCUGAAGGAGAAGAUUCGUAUGAAGCACGAUGCGAUAGAUACCUGCGAGCGGGAAUUGAAGGACCUGAAGAAGAGCUCGGUUCGGGACAAGGUCGCCCGCGAUAAGAAGCAGAAACAGCUGGAACGCCUGAAGGAGCAAUUACAGAAGCUCGAACUACAAGAGACUGAUAGGGACGAGAACAAGACGAUUGCCCUCGGCACGUCCAAGUUGAACUAUCUCGAUCCCCGUAUUUCCGUAGCAUGGUGCAAGAAGUUCAACGUCCCGAUCGAAAAAAUCUUCAACAAAACGCAACGGGACAAGUUUCGGUGGGCCAUCGACAUGGCCGAUGAGACCUACAUAUUCUAAGCUCGAAAGUAGCGAUAUCCACCAAUCGUGGGAUAUUGUAAAAUUUACCCUGGCAAAUGUGUAUAAUGUUUCGUUUUUAGAAUCAUGAACCGUUUUUAAAACUUGCGUUCCGUUUUUAUUUCCCCCACGGUAGCUACCACUCCCAUUUUCCGUCUAGCAUGUGUAAUAACAUUGACUAUGUAGGUUAGUAGGGCAUAACACAGUAGUAGAAGAGGGGGAUCCCUCUUCCUCUUCCUAAUCAAUAGCGCCGUCAGUCAGACAUAUACAGAGUCAGAGAUAGAUAGAGAGAGAGAGCAGAGUAAAAUUCAAUUUGUAAAAAGUAAAUUUUUAUUUAUUUGAAGAAUAUAUAUUGAACGAUACAAAGUACAUACCCCUAGCGGGUUCGCUGGAAUUGGACGCGAUUUUCUUGUUUUAUUUUGUUCAGAAUCGUACCGCUCGCCUUCUUCCAUUGCUGGGAAGCAAGAUAGGUAGUUAGAAGUUUUAAAUGAUAGUUUUGUUUUUAAAGUGAAAUUUGCAUUUUCUCGAAGGGUUCUUGAAAAUACCUUUCCAUUUCAUCACUUCGUCCCCGACAAGGGGGGUCGAGGUUCAAACACAAAUACAUACCUACCCAUGCCAAGCGACUGGACAACAACAACUUUCGCUCUUUAUUUAUUUAAAUUGGUGAAAAACAGUUAAAGCCGAGAACACCCUUAGCUGACAUUUCCCUUUUUUACCUUGAAUUAAGUCAAUGUUUGUUUCAUACGUUUUCCCUAGAUUCUAGUAGCAGUAAAUUAAAUAAGUAGUAGCAAUUAAAUAAUAAUGAAAAAAAAAAGUGCAGGCGAGGAAGAAGACGCAGCAGCAGAAACUAAACGUACAGAGUGUGAUUUUUUGGUGGAAAAGAGAAGUUUUGAGCCAGAACAGUUUGGAUUUCCGUUGGCCAUUAUUGCGAUCCCAUUUUAAGGGAGGAAACUAAGAGUGAUUUGCUUUGUGGAAGGAAUGAUUUAAUCAAAUUAGUGCCGAAAAAAUCAAUCGAAGAUUAGAGAAAGCGUUAACUCAGUGGCAAUGAAGUAAUUGAUAAUGCAGAAAGGUAAACUUGGAAACAAACGUUCAUAUUUACAAAAGGCAGAAACCGUAUAUUCGUAGUACUAAAUAAUGUAGGUAUUAUUGAAAACUAUUAAUCACACACACACACACAGACACAAACAUACAAUACAAACAAAACAGAAAGGUCACAACCUUUCCUUACCCGUACCACUUGUAAUAGUAAGACAACUCUGAAAAAAGUGCAGUAAAUCGACUAGGUUUAGGCGAAAGUUUUAAGCAUUAAGUGAAAGAGAAACUCCUUAUCAAUAUAAAUAAAUAAUUAAGUCAUAGGAUUGACAACUCAAGAAGAUUGAUUCGAUAGGACGAUAAACAAAAGUAUCAGCAUUAUUGCGGACAGAGGGGAAACACUCUUGUACCGGUUUCCGGAAGAUCGUUCCCUUUAUGAAAGGGAACCUCCCGGAAGCCGGAUCUGCUGCGAUCCACGAAGCGGAAUGUACACAUACACACACACACACACACACACACACACACACACACACACACACACACACACACACACGCAAACACA